This is a messenger RNA of Closterium sp. Naga37s-1, 476 nucleotides long. Lineage: Eukaryota; Viridiplantae; Streptophyta; Zygnematophyceae; Desmidiales; Closteriaceae. The record is from the annotation of a GenBank genome assembly.
GGGCGUGUGUUGCUCUGUUGGGUGGCACGCGCUGCUCUGCUGGGGAGCGCUCUGCUCUGCAGGGUGGCGCGCUGCUGUGCAGGGGCGCGCGCUGCUCUGCUAGGUGGCACGCGAUGCUGUGUAGGGGCGCGAGCUGCUCUGCAGGGGCGCGAGCUGCUCUGCUGGGUGGGGCAUGCUGCUCUGCUUGGUGGCACGCUGCUCUGCAGGGGCGUGCGCUGCUUUGCAGGGGUGCGGGCUGCUCUGUUGGGUGGCGCGGGCUGCACUACUGGGUGGCGCGCGGUGCUCUGUUGGGGCGCGCGCUGCUCUGCAGGGUGGCGCGCGCUGCUCUGCUAGGUGGCGCAACCUGCUCUGCUCGGGCGUGCGCUGCUCAGCAGGGUGGUGUGCACUGUUCUGCUGGGGCGCACGCUGCUCUGCAGGGGCGUGUGCUACUCUACAGGGGCGCUCUCUGCGUUGGGUGGCACGCGCUGCUUUGCUAG